AUGCCGGGAUCUCGGUCAUCAGAAAGCACGAGCGCCUAUGACCGUGAGGACAUCGACACCGCACAGGAUGAUGAACAGUCACCGCUUAUCCAAGAGGCCAAAGGUGCCAUCAGCUUCGACACUAUAUCAUCUCCAGUCCGGCCAACACCAACUUCACGGCAGCAGCCGAGUCGAAAUCGCAGCAGUCUUGGCACUAGCUCCAAGAUAUCUACCGUGGAUUUUGGCUACCCAUCGAAAUCAGCAUCAGAUUCAGCAAGACGCAGGACCACGUCAGAAGAAGAAGACAGGACAUUGCCUUCGUCACCACCACUACCACCCAUCAAAUCCAGCACCGACACGGGUUCAUCAGAUAAAGCACCCGUUGUUAGCCCGACAAUGACGCCACUUCAAGCAGCAGCCGUCCGGUCCAUGACGGCCGCCGAACAUGGCAUUUUCAGAGCCGACAACAACUUAUCCUGGGGCGAUCCAGCCGGUCUACCAAUGCGCAGGACCAACGAUGAGAACCUGGUGAUAUUCCGACGGGCGAUCGGUAUCAACAGCGGCCUGGCCGGGGAGUCGGACCCGCGAAGCCUGGAGGAGGGUCGCAGGCGGGCGGUGGGCAUGUAUGCGGCGACAAUGAAGGCGCAGCUAGAAAAACGGGUAAAGCAUGCCCUGAUCGACGUUUUGCUUUAUGCCAGUCAUCUUGCACAGAUAUUGAUUGGAGCUACGUUGACUGCUCUCGGCCCGUCAGCAGGCAAACAUGCUAUCAUCAUCACCGUCCUAGGCGCAGUCAACACCGUCAUCGCCGGUGUGUUGGCGCUCAUCAAGGGCCAGGGGUUGCCCGAACGGUUGCGGCACGACCAGGCCGAAUUCAGGAAAUUGCAAGACUGGAUCGAGCAGACCGAGGCGUUGCUGGCCGUGGGUGUGAUUGGACGGGACCGUAAAGAGGUCGGGCUGUUGAUCCAGGUCGCGUUUAGGAAGUACAAUGCUGUCAGGCAGUCGGAGGAGAAUAACAGAAACGAGAAUUAUGUGAGGGUUGGUGCGGCAGAUCCGUUGGGGAGUGGUAGUGGAGGUGCAUCGGCGCCGGUGCAACAUGUUGGUCAUACGGGGAAGUUGUUGAAUUUGGAUGAUCAUGAGAGGAAUACUGGGGCGUAUCAGAGUGUGGAUAGUGGCCGCGGGAAAGGUAGUUCACACUCGGGAAACCAAUGA
Messenger RNA from Neurospora hispaniola, 1188 nucleotides. RefSeq lists its product as uncharacterized. The transcript is spliced from 2 exons. Bases 1 to 1188 code for a protein of 395 amino acids. The record is from RefSeq and is a predicted model, not a curated record. Lineage: Eukaryota; Fungi; Ascomycota; Sordariomycetes; Sordariales; Sordariaceae.